Chanos chanos (milkfish) is the source of this 1764-nucleotide messenger RNA. RefSeq names its product solute carrier family 7 member 8a (gene slc7a8a). The transcript has 11 exons. NCBI's taxonomy places the organism in Eukaryota, Metazoa, Chordata, Actinopteri, Gonorynchiformes, Chanidae. Gene Ontology annotation, molecular function: neutral L-amino acid transmembrane transporter activity; L-amino acid transmembrane transporter activity. Gene Ontology annotation, cellular component: membrane. Bases 156 to 1745 code for a protein of 529 amino acids. The record is from RefSeq and is a predicted model, not a curated record. Gene Ontology annotation, biological process: amino acid transmembrane transport; neutral amino acid transport.
AGUAAGGUAACCUAUCAAGGGAAAUAUAGAGAGAGGUAGUUUAAGUCCCGCUAUCAAUCUGCUGUGAGCUGCCAAUAUAGCACGGUGCAGGCAAGCACAACAACCAAGCAGAGCGGCAAGUGCUACAACGAGGAUUGAACGACUCAAUUAAGAAGAUGACGGAUGGUCCACGGCAAAGGGGGAAUGGAGCGGGAUCCAGCGGGGAUGUCGCGGCAGAGUCAGCAAAGGACUCUGGAAAUUCUGGGGUGGCGUUGAAGAAGGAGAUUGGUCUCGUCAGCGCGUGUGGAAUUAUUGUCGGUAACAUCAUUGGUUCCGGGAUCUUUGUGAGUCCAAAAGGUGUACUGGAGAACGCGAGCUCAGUGGGCUUGGCGCUGAUUGUUUGGAUCAUUACGGGGCUCAUCACUGCCAUUGGUGCCCUCUGCUAUGCCGAGCUGGGUGUCACCAUCCCCAAAUCCGGAGGGGACUAUUCCUAUGUCAAGGACAUCUUUGGUGGACUGGCUGGGUUUCUACGGCUGUGGAUCGCAGUGCUGGUGAUCUACCCCACGAACCAGGCGGUCAUCGCUCUUACGUUCUCCAACUAUGUCCUGCAGCCCCUCUUUCCCACCUGCUUCCCCCCAGAGACUGGCCUCCGACUGCUCGCAGCGAUCUGCCUGUUGCUGCUGACAUGGGUAAACUGCUCCAGUGUACGAUGGGCCACGCGGGUCCAGGACAUCUUCACUGCAGGGAAACUUCUAGCCCUCGGCCUCAUCAUCAUUAUGGGCAUCGUACAGAUCUGCAAAGGAGAGUACUACUGGCUGGAGCCUGUGAAUGCCUUUGAGCCCUUUCAGGACUACGACGUUGGCCUGAUCGCGCUCGCGUUCCUGCAGGGCUCCUUCGCCUACGGCGGCUGGAACUUUCUCAACUAUGUCACAGAGGAGCUUGUGGACCCAUAUGUGAACCUCCCUCGGGCCAUUUUCAUCUCCAUUCCCUUGGUGACGUUCGUUUACGUUUUUGCCAAUAUUGCGUACGUCACCGCUAUGAGUCCCCAGGAGCUGCUGGCCUCCAAUGCUGUAGCUGUGACGUUUGGAGAGAAAUUACUGGGAGUGAUGUCAUGGAUCAUGCCCAUUUCUGUGGCACUGUCCACUUUUGGGGGCGUCAAUGGCUCCCUGUUCACCUCCUCACGGUUGUUCUUUGCUGGUGCGAGAGAAGGCCAUCUGCCCAGUCUUCUGGCCAUGAUCCACGUCAAACGCUGUACUCCAAUCCCUGCUUUGCUCUUCACUUGUUUAUCCACUCUCCUGAUGCUGUGCACCAGUGAUAUGUAUACUCUUAUCAACUACGUUGGAUUUAUUAACUACCUUUUCUAUGGGGUCACUGUUGCCGGGCAGAUUGUGCUGCGCAUAAAACAGCCAGACAUGCAUCGGCCAAUCAAAGUGAGUCUGGUUUGGCCCGUGAUUUACCUGCUCUUCUGGGCCUUCCUGCUGGUGUUCUCGCUGUACUCGGAGCCCGUCGUGUGUGGCAUCGGCCUGGCCAUCAUGCUGACCGGCGUGCCCGUCUACUUCCUGGGCGUGUACUGGGACAACAAGCCCCAGUGCUUCAACACCUUUGUCGAUAAGAUGACGUACCUGGGACAGAAGUUCUGCGUGGUAGUGUACCCUGCUGAAGAAGGGAAAAAAGAUGACGGUUGUGGAGAGGAGGGAAUCGAAAUGAAAGAGGAGAUGUCUCCGCUGUCAGGGGACGGGGAAACGUCGAAAUCGGCCGAACACUGAAUACACGCAGACGCACAUA